AUGAUUUUGGGGGCACAGCCGAGACCCGGGGCACCGCCCGCGCCCCCAAGCACGAACGCAAACGCCCCCAAUAAAUUGACGCGUAGCACCGAUUUUUCGAUAGCGGCUAUCAUGUCGAAAGCCAAGAGGGACAGGGAGCGGCAGCAGCAAAAUUUGUCUCCGACCAACGAAGACGUCGAAGACAUCGAAGUCGACGUCGAGCAAUGUUCGGACAGCGAAUCGACCGCCAAUUCGACCCACACGACGAGUCCCUCCUCGAUCAACAUCAACAUCAACAACAACAAUUGUCCGAGGAUCGUUGCUAAACAGCAGCAACAACAUCAACAGUCCAACAAUAGUAAUAACAGUGGUGGCAACGUUUCGGCCGGCAAUCCCGCCGGGAACAAGUCCAACCCGAACGAGAGCGGUACGGAGCAGACGCCGCCGAACAGCCCGAGCGGCAGCGAAAGGCUCAGCCCGGACAUACCCAUGAGAGGAGACAGGUGUAACAGUGACGACCUGCGAUCGGUCCGGUGUCAUUUAGAAACGAAAGAUCUUUGGGACAAAUUCCACGAUCUCGGGACAGAAAUGAUCAUUACCAAAACUGGAAGGCGAAUGUUUCCGACCCUCCGGGUGUCCUUCUCCGACCUGCCCCUGCCGUCGUCGUCCUCCUGCACCAGUGGCGGCGGCGGCGGCGUCCAGUCCUCCUCCGUCCGCUACGCUGUCCUCCUGGACGUCGUAGGGACCGACCUGAGGAGGUACAGGUACGCCUAUCACAGAUCGUCGUGGCUGGUAGCAGGAAAGGCGGAUCCUCCUGCUCCUGCUCGACUCUACCAUCAUCCUGACUCUCCAUACAGCGCGGAGCAGCUGAGGAAGCAGGUCGUCUCCUUCGAGAAGGUCAAAUUGACCAACAACGAACUGGACAAGAACGGACAGAUUGUUCUGAACUCCAUGCACAAGUACCAGCCCCGCAUCCACCUGGUUCGUCUGCCGACGCAAUCGACGUGCGUGCCGACGAAUCCCCAAGAGCUGGAGGCGAUGGAGCACCACACGUACGUCUUUCCCGAGACCAUAUUCACGGCGGUGACCGCCUACCAGAACCAACUGAUUACCAAACUGAAGAUCGACAGCAACCCUUUUGCGAAGGGGUUUAGGGACUCCAGUAGACUUACUGAUUUCGACAGAGACCCAAUGGACGCCUUACUCCUAGAACAGCACCUCCGUUCACCCCUACGUCUAUUCCCAGACUCCUUGCUAGCCCACGCGCACUCGCCCUACCAUCUAGCAGCAGCCCAAACGACACACCAGUCCCUGAGCCAACAAAUCGCCCAACACCAACAAAACCUAGCCCAAUCAUCAAACUCUCAAGAAGACAGCAUUUUAGACAAAGCAGCAAGAGCCCACAUGAUCUGGGCCCAGAAUCUAGCCCACCAAAGCCUGGCCCAAAACCAGGGCCAAACAGACCCCGAAUCGAUCCUGGAAAAAGCAAGGGCCCAUAUGUUAUGGCAACAGCAACAGAGGACAUCGACAGCCACAAAUGGGCCGUACGGGGAAUUUUUUUACCCCAGGUUGCAAACUUUGGGAGCCCUGAAUUCUUUGGCUGGUUUUUGGACGCAGAAUCAGUAUUUGCAGCAAGGAUCGGCCUUUGCGGCGAGGAGUCCUGGUUUUGGGGCUUUGGGGGCUGGUGCUGGGGGUAAUAGAAGCCCUAAUAGGGAACCGGGGACUCCUAGCAGUAGUGGGAGCCCUAGUCCGGUGGCUAGCGAUUUGAGGAGUGGGAACCAGAGCCGGUUUUUGGGACAGAGGUAUAGUCCUUAUCCUAAUCCGUCGAGUCCUGGGGGACAGAAUAGACAAUAG
Molecule: messenger RNA, 1833 nt
Organism: Ctenocephalides felis (cat flea)
Lineage: Eukaryota; Metazoa; Arthropoda; Insecta; Siphonaptera; Pulicidae
Product: T-box protein H15-like
Exons: 6
Coding region: 1-1833 (610 amino acids)
Biological process (GO): positive regulation of DNA-templated transcription; cell fate specification; heart development
Cellular component (GO): nucleus
Molecular function (GO): RNA polymerase II cis-regulatory region sequence-specific DNA binding; DNA-binding transcription factor activity, RNA polymerase II-specific
Source: RefSeq, a predicted model, not a curated record